Messenger RNA from Dovyalis caffra, 810 nucleotides. NCBI's taxonomy places the organism in Eukaryota, Viridiplantae, Streptophyta, Magnoliopsida, Malpighiales, Salicaceae. The record is from the annotation of a GenBank genome assembly.
AUGGAAGCCAGUCCUGUAUCAAAUGAUCGUCUUGAUUUUGGAAAGAUGGGUUAUGGAUGCCAACAUUACAGGAGAAGGUGCAGGAUUCGGGCUCCAUGUUGCAACGAGAUCUUCACUUGUCGCCAUUGUCACAAUGAGGCCACGAACAUGUUGAAGAACCUCUUCGAUCGUCACGAGCUCAAUCGAUGUGAUGUCAAGCAAGUUAUAUGUGCAGUUUGUGACACAGAGCAGCCAGUUGCUCAAGUUUGCACAAACUGCGGUGUAAAUAUGGGAGAAUAUUUCUGCGAAAUUUGCAAAUUCUUUGAUGAUGAUACUGCGAAAGAACAGUUCCAUUGUGACGAUUGUGGUAUCUGUAGAGUUGGUGGUCGUGAUAAUUAUUUUCACUGCAAGAAGUGUGGUUCUUGCUAUGCAACCAGCCUUCGUGAUAAUCAUUUGUGUGUGGAGAACUCUAUGCGUCAUCAUUGCCCCAUAUGUUAUGAGUACUUAUUUGAUUCACUAAAAGAAACUGCUGUAAUGAAAUGUGGGCACACCAUGCAUGGUGAAUGCCGCGAUGAGAUGGUAAAGCGUGACAAAUACUGCUGUCCCAUAUGCUCCAAGUCAAUAAUUGACAUGUCUAAAGCCUGGAAGAGAAUAGAUGAGGAGAUAGAAGCAACUGUCAUGCCCGAGGAUUACCGUCACAGGAAGGUCUGGAUCCUAUGCAAUGACUGCAAUGACACUACUGAAGUUUAUUUCCACAUAAUCGGGCAGAAAUGCAACCACUGCAAAUCAUACAAUACCCGCACAAUUGCACCCCCAGUUCUUCCUCAAUGA